AUGUCGGCGACGACGGCGCACGCGCGCCACCGGACGUGCCGCAUGUACUGGUGCUACCACUGCGGCCGCGCGCUCCGCAUCAUCUCCUACCCGUCCACCGACGUCUUCUGCCCGCGCUGCUUCGGCCGCUUCCUCCACGAGAUCGACCCGCCAGCGCGCCCCGCGUUCCCGCCUCCGCACUUCCUCCCGCACCCGUUCCACCCGCAGCACCAGUACGACGGCGACCCACGCCGCUGGGUCAUAUACGGCGGGGAGCCGACGACGACGGUACCAGGCCGCGCGUUCCGCCAGCCUGCGCCGGCGCAGGCACCUGCCACGCCUCCUGCUCCGGCACCGGCGGCGCCGGUUCGACGGCGCGUGCCCUCCCCGCCGCCGCCGCCGCCGCCAGUGUCGCGGCGGCCGUCCACGCCCCCUGCCAUCGACCCCGGGAACUACUUCACGGGGCCAAACCUGAACAACCUCAUCGAGGAGCUCACGCAGAACGACCGGCCGGGGCCGGCGCCGGCGCCGCCGUCGGCCAUCGACUCGCUGCCGACGGUGCGGAUCAACGGGGCGCACCUGUCGGACGGCUCGCAGUGCCCCGUGUGCAAGGAGGACUUCGAGCUCGGGGAGGCCGCGCGGCAGCUGCCGUGCAAGCACGUCUACCACUCCGACUGCAUCGUGCCGUGGCUCCGCCUGCACAACUCCUGCCCGGUCUGCCGGUACCAGCUGCCGGGAGCCGGGUCCAACGACAGCAGCCUGCAGGCCGCACCUCGCGGCGGAAGCAACGGCAACAACAGGGAGAGGGAGAGAGAGCCCGCGACGUUGGUGCGGUGGGGGCCAUUCUCGUGGCUGUUUCCACCGCACGGGAUGGACGACCCCGACGACGCGUGGGAGCACGGGCGGCGCGGCAGGCACGACGCGGCCGACGCCGGCGGUAAUGACAUGACGGCCCUCCAGUCCUUUGUUCUUGUGGCAACCUGCGUUUUCUUCUUCUCGUUCAUGACCUGA
Molecule: messenger RNA, 990 nt
Organism: Miscanthus lutarioriparius
Lineage: Eukaryota; Viridiplantae; Streptophyta; Magnoliopsida; Poales; Poaceae
Source: the annotation of a GenBank genome assembly